AUGGAGAAAAUGAGCUACACGUUCAGUCAGCAAUAUGAGGAAAAAAUCCGUCCUUGCAUCGACACCAUCGACAGUUUACGGUCUCUGGGAGUCGAGAAGGACUUGGCGCUGCCUGCCAUCGCCGUCAUUGGAGACCAGAGCUCAGGAAAGAGUUCAGUUCUCGAGGCGCUGUCUGGAGUAGCGUUACCCAGGGGUAGUGGAAUUGUUACAAGAUGCCCUCUUGAACUCAAGAUGAUACGAACUAAAGAUGAAGAUAAGUGGCAUGGAAGAAUCAGCUACAAUGAAACAGAGGAAGAUAUUUAUGACCCAGCAGAAGUGGAGAAAAAGAUUUGUGAAGCCCAGGAUAAGAUGGCUGGAAAAGGUGUUGGUAUUAGUGAUGAACUUAUCAGUCUGCAGAUCACCUCUGCCAGUGUUCCUGACCUCACUCUCAUUGACCUCCCUGGUAUCGCACGGGUGGCAGUCAAGGGGCAGCCUGAGAAUAUUGGAGAUCAGAUAAAGAGAUUGAUCAAGAAGUUUGUUACAAAGCAAGAAACGAUUAACCUGGUUGUGGUGCCAUGCAACGUUGACAUUGCAACCACAGAAGCAUUACAGAUGGCUCAGAAGGAGGAUCCUGAGGGUGAAAGAACAUUAGGGAUCUUAACAAAGCCGGAUCUGGUGGAUAAGGGCACUGAACAGACAGUUGUAGACAUUGUGCACAAUGAGGUCAUUCAUCUUACUAAAGGCUACAUGAUUGUAAGGUGCAGAGGACAAAAAGAGAUUAUAGAUCAAGUCACUCUCCAUGAGGCCACAGCAACAGAAGAUGCCUUCUUCAAAGAUCAUCCUCAUUUUAGCAAACUUCAUGACGAAGGUUUUGCCACUAUUCCAAAGUUGGCUGAGAAACUAACAAUUGAGUUGGUGCAUCACAUUCAGAAAUCCCUGCCUCGUUUAGAAGAACAAAUCGAGACAAAACUGGCUGAAACACAGAAGGAACUGGAGGCAUAUGGCACUGGACCCCCAUCAGACCCUGCAGAAAGACUGAGCUUUCUCAUUGAUAAAGUUACAGCUUUCACUCAUGAUAUGUUCAACCUGACCACUGGGGAGGAAGUUAAAUGUGCUUCAGAUCUACUAGUUUUCCCAGAACUUCGGAACGAAUUUGCAGAAUGGAAUAUCUUCUUGUAUCAUUCAGGAGUUUCCUUCAGCAGGAAGAUUGAGAGAGAAGUGGAUAACUAUGAAGCCAAGUAUCGUGGAAGAGAGCUUCCGGGAUUCAUCAAUUACAAGACCUUUGAGGGGCUUGUUAGGGAACAGAUCAAGCUGUUGGAGAAACCUGCAUUGAAGACACUGAAGACUGUCUCUGAUGUGGUUAAAAGGAAGUUCAUCCAGCUGGCCCAGUACAGUUUCAUUGGGUUCCCUAAUCUUCUGAAAAUAGCAAAGACUCAGAUCGAAGCCAUCAAGCAGGAUAAAGAAUGCCUGGCAGAAUCCAUGCUGAAGACCCAAUUCAAGAUGGAGCUCAUUGUUUACAGUCAAGAUGGCACAUACAGCCAGAGCCUGAAACAUGCAAAGGACAAGCAGGAAGAGGAAGAAAAUGUCAAGCUUCAAUCUAAACCGAAAAAGAGUAUUGUGAGUGUAGACAUUGGCACAGAUAAUCAUGCCACUUUGCGUGAGAUGCAGUUGCAUCUUGAGUCCUAUUACAUGAUUGCAAGCAAGCGUCUAGCUGACCAGAUCCCAAUGGUGAUCCGCUAUCUGCUGCUCCAGGAAGCAGCUUUGGAGCUGCAAAGGAACAUGCUGCAGUUACUGCAUCAUAAAGAUGGCAUAGACAGCCUGCUUAAAGAAGACUCUGAUAUUGGCCAAAAGCGGGAGAACUUACUGAAACGGCAGAAACGGCUGAUGAAGGCACGCAGCCUUUUGGUUACCUUUUAGAAUUCACUUCAAAUACUCGACUGCAACUAUUUUGUUUAUAUACACUUAAGAGCAGCAAAGAAUGCAGGGCUUCAAACAAAAAAAAUCAAGUACGGAGCCACUAGCUCCAAUAAGAAAAAAAAAUUAAUAUAUAUUUUUUGGGUGUCACAGAAUAAACGUGUUUUAUUUUAUUAUUUUUUAUAUUUCUAUCAUACUGCCAUUUCUUGGCAUUUCAUCAUACUGAAAUGUCUUUUCAAACUUGAAAUAUACAGCCACACAUUGUUUAUUACAUAGAAUCUGUACCAAUAUCAUGGACCAUAAGCAUCAUCACUUGGCCACAGAGUGCCAUAGAAGAACCUUUUUUUGUCUAAAUGGUUUCGUAAAGAACCUUUAACAUCUGAAGAACCUUUACGUUUCACAAGAGGUUCUUUGUGGCGGAAGAGGGUUCUUCAGAUUACAAAAAGUUGAAAAAGAGAUGGUUCUUUAAAAAACCUUUGACAGAAUUGUUCUUUAUGGAACCAGAAAUUACUCUUGUAGAAGAGUGUAUAAUUUUUCACACUUUCAGUCUGUUUUUCUUAAUUGGUAAACUUUUAUUUUAUAGGAAGAGUAGAAUCAUGUAGACAACAGGUUAAGUGAAAAAUGCAAUAGCGCAUAAAUAUAGCAAAAUGCUCUUCUUUAUAGUUACUUUUCUAGCUGACUGAGCUUAUGGACACCAAAUGUUUAUUCUGAGGUAAAUGUAGACUAU
Messenger RNA from Carassius auratus (goldfish), 2620 nucleotides. Its product is annotated as interferon-induced GTP-binding protein MxA. Lineage: Eukaryota; Metazoa; Chordata; Actinopteri; Cypriniformes; Cyprinidae. Bases 1 to 1896 code for a protein of 631 amino acids. The record is from RefSeq and is a predicted model, not a curated record. Gene Ontology annotation, biological process: synaptic vesicle budding from presynaptic endocytic zone membrane; defense response to virus; receptor internalization. Gene Ontology annotation, molecular function: microtubule binding; GTP binding; GTPase activity. The transcript is spliced from 12 exons. Gene Ontology annotation, cellular component: plasma membrane; cytoplasm; nucleus.